AUGGCGCUGCGGGCUGCACAACUCUUCUCUCCGCGGCUCUUGCUCGCCACGGCUUGUCUUUUGCUUGCUAGUGAACCCCAGUCGGUUCUCUCUUGUCCGAGUCGGUGUUUAUGUUUUCGAACCACUGUGCGAUGUAUGCAUCUGAAUCUGGAAACAGUACCAGCUGUCUCACCGCAGACCACCAUUCUGGACUUGAGAUUCAAUAAAAUCAAGGAUUUUCAACCAGGAUCUUUCAGCCGAUUAAAGAACCUCAACACACUCCUCCUCAACAACAAUCAUAUACGAAGAAUCCCCAGAGGAGCAUUUGAAGACCUUGAAAACCUCAAAUAUCUCUAUUUGUACAAGAAUGAAAUCCAAUCAAUUGACAGACAAGCAUUUAAGGGGCUUGUCUCUCUUGAGCAACUGUAUCUGCACUUCAACAACAUAGACUCAUUGGAACCUGAAUCAUUCAGUCAUCUACCAAAGCUUGAACGAUUGUUUUUGCACAACAACAGAAUCACCCAGCUGGUCCCAGGAACCUUCUCUAAUCUGCAGGCUAUGAAACGACUGCGCCUGGAUUCCAAUUCAUUGAACUGUGACUGUGAGUUGCUGUGGCUGGCGGACCUUCUGAAACAGUAUGCAGAAUCAGGAAAUGCCCAAGCUGCUGCCACGUGCGACUACCCGAUCCGCUUGCAGGGAAGAUCAGUGGCCACACUAACAGCUGAGGAGCUCAGCUGCGAGGUGCCCAGGAUCACUUCAGAGCCUCAGGAUGUGGAUGUUAUAUCUGGGAACACGGUCUACUUCACCUGCAGGGCUGAGGGAAACCCUAAACCACAGAUCAUCUGGCUCCGCAAUAACAAUGCUCUUAACAUGCGGGAUGACAGCCGCCUGAACCUGCUAGAGGAUGGUACACUGAUGAUUCAGAACACAAGAGAAACCGACCAGGGAGUCUAUCAGUGUAUGGCCAAAAAUGUGGCUGGGGAGGUCAAGACCUCUGAGGUUACGCUGCGAUAUUUUGGAACACCUUCACGGCCAAGUUUUGUCAUCCAGCCCCAAAACACAGAAGUUCUGGUGGGUGAGAGUGUGACUUUGGAGUGCAGUGCCACAGGCCAGCCACAACCCCGAAUUUCUUGGACAAAGGCGGACCUGACGCCACUGCCAAACGACGCUCGCAUUAACAUCACUCCCUCUGGAGGGCUUUAUAUUCAGAAUGUGGUCCAGGCUGAUGGAGGGCAGUACACCUGUUUUGCCUCCAAUAAUGUUGAUACAAUUCAGGCGGCAGCUUAUAUCAUUGUUCAAGCAACCCCCCAGCUCACGGUCACACCACAGGAUCAAUCAGUCCUGGAAGGCCACUCUGUGGAUUUUCAAUGCGAGGCAACAGGUUAUCCCCAGCCAGUUAUUGACUGGACUCGAGGGGGCAACCCAUUACCUCUGGGCCGCCGAUACUCGAUUUUGUCUUCUGGAACUCUCCGAAUCACUCGGGUGGAGGUUAACGAUGAGGGGCAAUAUGAGUGCCAGGCUGCCAACCCAGUAGGGACUGUCCGCACCACCGUACAGCUCAGCAUCCAGCAAAGAGUAACGCCUGCUUUCACAAAUACUCCAAGAGACAUGACAGUAGAAUCUGGUCAGGACGUCCAGAUUCCUUGCAGCGCUCAGGGUCAUCCACAACCUAUCCUUACCUGGAACAAGGAUGGCUUACAGGUUACAGAGAGUGGUAAAUUCCACAUCAGCCCUGAUGGGUAUUUAGAAGUAAAGGAUGUCGGCACGGCUGAUGGAGGCCGCUAUGAGUGCGUAGCCCGCAAUGCCAUUGGUUAUGAGGUUACUAGCAUGGUGCUAACCGUCACAGUUCCAGCAGUGAGCAGACAGGGAGACACCUUCGUGACCACUUCCCUAGAGCAGGCGAUCCGUAAUGUUGACAGCGCUAUUGAGUCUACAAGGAGACGUUUGUUUGAUGGUCAGCCUCGUACCCCAGGAGAGCUUCUUGCACUUUUCCGUUACCCACGUGAUCCUUACACAGUGGAGCAGGCUCGUGCUGGCGAGAUUUUUGAGCAGACUCUGCUUCUCAUCCAGAGCCAUGUCAACCAAGGUCUCAUGUUCGACACCAGCGGCACUGAGUUUCGCUACAAUGACCUGGUAUCCCCACACUUUCUGGACGUUAUCGCCAACCUUUCUGGCUGCACAGCCCAUCGCCGCAUCAACAAUUGUUCUGACAUUUGCUUCCACCAAAAGUACCGCACUCAUGAUGGCACCUGUAACAACCUGCAGCACGCCAUGUGGGGUGCCUCACUAAUCCCUUUUGAACGACUCCUGAGAUCAGUCUACGAUAACGGCUUUAAUCUUCCAAGAGGAGCCACUGGGCAGCCACAAAACAACUACAGGUUGCCUCUGCCGAGGUUGGUGUCCACCACUAUGAUCGGAACAGAGUCCAUCACGCCAGAUGAUCAAUACACUCACAUGCUAAUGCAGUGGGGUCAGUUUCUCGAUCACGACUUGGACGCAACUGUGGCGGCCCUCAGCCAGUCACGUUUCUCCGACGGACAGCUGUGCACUCAGGUCUGCACCAAUGACCCGCCAUGUUUCCCAAUCCUGUUCCCACCCAACGAUCCACGGCAGCUGAGAAGCGGUGCCCGCUGCAUGUUCUUUGUGCGCUCUAGUCCUGUGUGCGGCAGUGGGAUGACAUCUCUGCUCAUGAAUAGCGUGUACCCCAGAGAGCAAAUCAACCAGCUCACCGCUUACAUCGACGCCUCAAACGUCUAUGGUAGUUCACGUCAUGAAUCUGAGGAGAUCCGCGACUUGGCCAGCCAACGGGGUUUGCUGCGACAGGGAAUUAUCCAGCGGACCGGGAAGCCUCUACUGCCUUUUGCUACGGGACCUCCCACCGAGUGUAUGAAGGAUGAAAAUGAAAGUCCGAUUCCCUGUUUCUUGGCUGGGGACCACCGUGCCAACGAACAGCUGGCACUUACUGCCAUGCACACAGUAUGGUUCAGGGAACACAACCGGAUAGCCACAGAGUUACUCAGGCUGAAUCCCCAUUGGGAUGGGGACACAAUCUACCAUGAGGCCAGGAAGAUAGUAGGAGCCCAGAUGCAACACAUCACAUAUAGUCACUGGUUGCCAAAGAUCCUAGGAGAGGCUGGCAUGAAGAUGAUGGGGCCGUACACAGGUUAUGACCCCAAUAUUAACGCGGGCAUCCUCAAUGCUUUCGCCACUGCGGCGUUCCGCUUCGGACACACCCUCAUUAACCCGAUACUCUACAGGUUAGAUGAGGACUUCCAGCCUAUCACCCAGGGUCACAUCUCCCUGCAUCAGGCCUUCUUCUCGCCCUUUCGCAUCGUGAACGAGGGUGGCAUUGACCCAUUGCUCCGCGGGCUCUUUGGCGUGGCGGGUAAAAUGCGGGUCUCCUCACAACUGCUCAAUACAGAGCUGACUGAAAAGUUGUUCUCUAUGGCCCACGCUGUGGCCUUGGACCUGGCAGCCAUGAACAUACAGAGAGGAAGAGAUCAUGGCAUACCGCCGUAUAAUGAUUACAGGACCUUUUGCAACCUGACUUUGGCUCAGACAUUCGAGGAUUUGAGGAACGAGAUUAAGAAUCCUACUGUCAGGGAGAAGCUAGAGAGGCUUUAUGGAACUCCUCUGAACGUCGACUUGUUCCCCGCCCUAAUGGCAGAAGACCUGGUUCCUGGCAGUAGGCUUGGGCCUACCCUCAUGUGUCUGCUGGCAUCUCAGUUCAAACGCCUUCGAGAUGGAGACAGGUUCUGGUAUGAAAACCCAGGAGUGUUCACGCCUGCGCAGCUGACUCAACUGAAGCAAGCCUCUCUGUCUCGGGUGCUAUGUGACAACGGAGAUAACAUCACACGUGUGCAGCAUGAUGUCUUCAGGGUGGCAGAAGCGCCCCAUGGCUACAGCAGCUGUGAAAAUAUCCCGCAGGUCGACCUGCGCAUGUGGCAAGACUGCUGUGAAGACUGCAGGACCAAAGGUCAGUUCAACGCGCUGUCUUACCACUUUAGAGGGCGCAGGUCAGCUGAUCACAGUUACAGAGACAGCAAACCUGCUGACGGCAUCAACAGUGUCACGGAAGAAUCCAAAAUAAGCUUAGUCAAUGUUACUAUGACCUCCAAAAAAAGCACUGAUCCCCCAGUUAGUGAAUUCCAGGACUUUGUUCACGAUAUGCAGAAGACGAUCACAAGCUUACGCAAACAGAUAAAACGACUGGAGGCUCGUCUGAGCAAGACUGACUGCACUGACACUAACGGGCGUGAGCGGACAGAUGGAGAGAAGUGGCAACAGGACCCGUGCACUCAAUGUGAAUGCAAAAACACCAGAGUCACCUGUUUUGUCCGGUCUUGUCUGCCUGCGCCGUGCAAACACCCCGUCAAGCGAAAAGGCGCCUGCUGCCCCGUGUGCUUGGAUUUAGCCAAGUGGCAAAAAGCAGAGCGCAACCAUGAGUAA
Nerophis lumbriciformis (worm pipefish) is the source of this 4428-nucleotide messenger RNA. NCBI's taxonomy places the organism in Eukaryota, Metazoa, Chordata, Actinopteri, Syngnathiformes, Syngnathidae. The record is from RefSeq and is a predicted model, not a curated record.